Perkinsus marinus ATCC 50983 is the source of this 261-nucleotide messenger RNA. RefSeq lists its product as hypothetical. The annotation marks the transcript as partial. The transcript has 2 exons. The record is from RefSeq and is a predicted model, not a curated record. NCBI's taxonomy places the organism in Eukaryota, Perkinsozoa, Perkinsida, Perkinsidae.
GGAGACUACAAUGAGUGGUAUAAGAGUAGCAGGCUCUUCAAGGCCCAUAACCUACCUAUGGACGAGACUUCCUACUCUUUAUUAGCCCACGGCUAUAUCCUCUCUCACAGGCAUAUGGCGUCUUCAGCGUUAAUGGUUUUACAAGAGAUGAAGGAGGCGGACAUGCACCCGGCGUUAGUCAAGCUAAACGAGCGAUUCAUCCAUGGCUAUCUCGAGCUCCAAGACCUCGGUCUUACGCCAGAGAAGACAGCUUGGCAGACU